This is a messenger RNA of Gongylonema pulchrum, 975 nucleotides long. Lineage: Eukaryota; Metazoa; Nematoda; Chromadorea; Rhabditida; Gongylonematidae. The record is from the annotation of a GenBank genome assembly.
UUCAAAUCCUCGAAGCUCUCGGUGGCAGCGGACCAAAUCUGGUCAGCCAGCAAAAGUGACUUCAAGGCUGAUGACAUAACCGUCAAGUUGGAUCUUGGCAAAACGCUUGCCAAGAACAAAACCGAAAAAAAUGCGGAGAAUACGGAAAAAAUCGAAACCCAAGGCUUCAUUUUUGGCUCCAAAUUAGCCGAGCGGGUCAUCCUCGACUACAGUAGGAACGAGUCAAGCAUUAGCAGCAUAUUGAAGGGAGUCGAAGCAUCGGGAACCGAUUCCAAGGAGGAGCACCCCAUAACAGUAUCAGCAGUUUUUGAAAAAAUCAAACAGAAGGGUGCUUCGUCAUCUUUUAUUACCAACCCGAAAUCGGAGAAAUCGCCCACUUCUUUUGUGGACAAUCAAAAAUCAAAAGAAUCCCUGAAUGACAGUGCACGAACAUCGUCCUCCUCGUACUCGACAAUCAGCGACGAUAAAGAGAAAUCAGAUCCCGGGAAAGAUGCGUCAGACUCGGCGAAAGAUGAAGAUGCUGAAGUUGUUACUGGUGAGGAAGACGAGAUAAAUCUUUAUCACACCACAUGCAAAUUACAUUCAUUCGAUACGGAAACGAAAAAAUGGACGGAGCGUGGGAUGAUUUCGUUAAGGAUCAAUCAAAGUAGGGCAGGCUUUUCAUUAGCACAUCGUAUUGUUGGACGAGCAGUGGGCAAUCAGCGCGUACUGAUUAAUUCGCAAAUAUUUCCGGACAUGAUUGUCGAGAAAGUUUCGAACAAGCGUGUUAAAUUUUCGGCCACUGUGCCAGAAUCAGAAGUCCCAGUACUUUUUCUGGCAACGGGAUCGGAAUAUUUUGCUGCAGAGCUUUUUGAUACAUUGAUGCAGUUUGUGGACUACAGAAGAAGCCACGAAGCUAUGAAAAGGAAGAUUUAUUAUGAAGAUUCGGAGGAUGAUGAAGAAGCUGUACCGAACAAGAUUCCCCCAACUUCGUAA